GAGGGAGUGGUUUGGGAUUGGGCCUACAUGUGCUGUAUGAUGUAAAUCUCGUCAAUUCGCUUUUAACGGUAGUGCCUCUCAGCCACCGUAGUGUCGUGUCGUGUAGUGUUGUGUACUGUCCGCCGUCGCAGCAAGACCCUUCUCGGUUUUAUCCAGUUCUAUGUAAUCACAAUAUUAGUAACCUCGCACAUUUCCUCCCGCGGUACCUCAGGGCUACGUUUGAGUGGUGUUUUCCUGACAUUCUUGAACAAUGUCUCACUCUCAGUGGUCGCAAAAGAUAGUCCAGCUGCUCCGCCGAAUGAAUAACUUUUAUUCACCAGGCUCCUGUCGUGCUAGCUGCUUUCGGUUUGAGAUAAAUGGAGCUCAGGUUGGCUGGAUUCCUCCUCAGAUCGCCCCGCUGUUGAGCCGGUUUCCGGAUGUGUUCAGUUCGCCAGACGAGGGCGCUGUGUCCCUGCGACCCAGCCUGGACUCCCCCGGGAGGAGGACUGAGGCUGUGGACGCUGUCCUGCGGACCCUGAGACAAGAGGGCACCUUCAGCUGCCUCAAGGGAUGGAGAGACGAGAAAUACAAUGUGAUGUCACAAUUCUCUGAGGCUCCUCUAAUGUUGAUGGAGAGAUCAGCUACAAGCCUGUUUGGUGUGAAGAGGAGUGGAGUCCACAUCAAUGGCUACACGGUCAGUGACGGGGGGGAAGUCAGCAUGUGGCUGGCACGUCGCUCCCCUACUAAGCAGACGUACCCUGGACUGCUGGACCAUGUGGCAGCAGGUGGUCUGGCUGCUGGGCUUGACAUCAAACAAACUGUGGUCAAAGAAUGUGAGGAGGAAGCAUGUUUCCCAGCAGCCAUUGCCGAGAAGGCUCGUCCUGUUAGUACAGUAAGCUACACCUAUGAGGAUGAAGACGGUUAUAUCCAAGAGCGUCAGUUUGUCUUUGAUUUAGAACUUCCUGUGGGGUUCCAAGCCUAAGUAGGGGAUGGAGAGGUGCAAGAGUUCUACCUCCUGCCCAUGGAGAAGGUGAAGGAGCUCAUAGCCACGGAUGACUUCAAACCCAACUGUGCCAUGGUGGUCUUGGACUUCCUCAUUAGACACUCGUUCAUUGAUCCAGACACAGAGACAUGCUAUCAGGAAUUUGGGGCAGGACUCCAUCAGACAAUGGAGUGAAGCUGAGGACUGAGGCAGAGAUACAUUACCAUGGUGAUAACAACAACGUCUCCUCUGUGGUUUGUACGGAUCAUACACCCUCUCUUCAUCCGCCUGAGGGUCCUCCAUCAACUCUUCCAGUAGGAGGGCCAGGGGCCUCGUUCAUAAACGUUGCGUACGCUCAAAACAUGGCCUACGAAAAUGUUCUAAGCAAUGUUUGCGAUUUAUGAAAAGCAAACUUGACGGGAAAAUGUGCGGUCCUCCACAGACACUUUAACCCAUGUCUACGCACAAAAACGGGAGAGAUGAGAAACUGCGACACCAUUGGCAGAAGGAAGAAUGGAGAAAAACAUGUAUAAUAAUACCAUAAAUCUAAAUAUUACCUCCCAUGUAUGAAGAGUUAAUUAGCAAAAAUGGAUAAGAGACAAGUGCACACAAAAACAUAAUUUUGAGAAAUAAAUGAAUGCUGAUAUGUUAUAUGUAAAAAACCACCCCUUGAAUAUGUUCUUUAAUUAUUACAGGCUAUAAUGCUUGCAUGGCAUACAAUGUAUUCUGUUAAGUUAUGUGCUAGACAGAAUUACGCUUAAACUGACGCUGAUUUCUAUUGGCUAUAUAGACACGAGUGCAUGGUUUUAGAUAUUAUAUACAGUAAUAAUUAUUUUUAAUGUGUUUAAAUUGUUAAGCAUUUUAGAACUUUGUUUCUAAACGGUCUUUUACAAAUACAGACUUGAUGCGUUGCUCGUAAAAACACAGGAGGUAUGGAAACGUAGAACACCAUGUAUUUGGUCAUUUGUACAGCUGACACACACAAUACAUUUGUUUUAUUUCCUUUCACUGGUGGAUAGAUUUGCUGCUGGAGGGUUGAGACGCACAGGCUGCAGUGGAGACACUUCUCACCGUUGAUUGACAGCCGGAACACAAACCACAAAAUAAAUAUCAUUUUUUUUGUAAA
Messenger RNA from Gymnodraco acuticeps, 2087 nucleotides. It is a transcript of the gene tpk2, whose product is annotated as thiamin pyrophosphokinase 2. Lineage: Eukaryota; Metazoa; Chordata; Actinopteri; Perciformes; Bathydraconidae. Gene Ontology annotation, molecular function: 8-oxo-dGDP phosphatase activity. The record is from RefSeq and is a predicted model, not a curated record.